AGCGAAAAAUUUACUCUCAUGUUGGUAACACUUUAGCUAUCGAAAAUUAGUUGGAAACUGGGGAGUUUAGGCCGUUAAGGCAUUGCGAUAUACACCGAUAUACAAUGCACCUUUGCACACUUCAUAAAGAAAUCAAGAAAUAUUAACCUACAUCACCAACGCUACAUUCUCUCUAGCCGCUCGCUACUCUCAACUUUACAAUCAUUAUGCCAUCAUUACGCACAUACAGCGCGCUCUGGCGGCAGUCACUUGCUAGGUUCCCAAGACCCUUGUUGGUACAGAAAAUUCAAACGGAGGCUGUCGCAGCUAGUGAAAAGAAGAGGAAAAGUGGGAAAAUGGUUGGAAAACUGACUCCUGAGGAACGGACUUCAAAGCUGGAUCCUCUUCUAUCUAAUGGCUGGUCUGUGGUGGAUGCUCGUGAUGCCAUCUAUAAGGAAUUUUUAUUCACCAACUUCAAUCAGGCAUUUGGUUUCAUGACCCAAGUGGCACUUAAGGCAGAGAAGAUGGACCACCACCCUGAGUGGUUCAAUGUCUACAAUAAGGUGCAGGUGACACUGUCAUCACAUGAUGUUAAUGGACUCAGCACACGUGACGUCCAGCUGGCCUCCUUCAUGGACACAGUUGCCAAGUCACUGAUCCCAACAAAGGACUGAACUCCAUAGUCUCACUUUUGCUGGUGAAGGACUGUUCCAUGAUGCUACCUGAUAUCAUUUUCACCUGAAACUCAAUGAGUUAUGCAAGAGGUGUUGAGAGUAUGUUCUUUGUAAUGUUGAGAUCCCAUCAAAUAAAGCUGUUUAUCUGUGUUG
Messenger RNA from Cryptotermes secundus, 806 nucleotides. RefSeq names its product pterin-4-alpha-carbinolamine dehydratase (gene Pcd). The transcript has 4 exons. The record is from RefSeq and is a predicted model, not a curated record. Lineage: Eukaryota; Metazoa; Arthropoda; Insecta; Blattodea; Kalotermitidae. Gene Ontology annotation, biological process: tetrahydrobiopterin biosynthetic process. Bases 207 to 653 code for a protein of 148 amino acids. Gene Ontology annotation, molecular function: 4-alpha-hydroxytetrahydrobiopterin dehydratase activity.